Molecule: messenger RNA, 622 nt
Organism: Zonotrichia albicollis (white-throated sparrow)
Lineage: Eukaryota; Metazoa; Chordata; Aves; Passeriformes; Passerellidae
Source: RefSeq, a predicted model, not a curated record
CCCUUUGCCAGGCGGAAAACCUCGCGGAGCUCCGGCCCGCCACCAGCACCACCAGCAGGAGGGCUGAUCCUGGUUCCACCCAGCGGGACUUUCCUGGCUUCCUCCAGCAGGGAGCGGGGGGAGCAGGAGCGCUGGGAGGCAGGAGCGGGGCCGAGCGCUCCCGCGGCUCCUGCCGGGUUUCUACUGUAGGCGGUGCAUUCCUCGGGAGGGAGGGAGGGAGUGCGUGCGCCCGGUGCCUUCCCACACUCCGCACUGCUCUUAUUUAAUGGGGGUCUCCAUGCAGGGCAGGCGCCACAGAAGGUUUGGCGGUGCCCGGCUCCCCUCGCAGGAGCCAUGGAGAGCGCGGCGGAGAUGGGAGCGGAGGCUGCGGGCAGCGCGCUCGGAGUGGGGAUGCGGCUGCGGCAGGACCUGCGCAGGAUCCGCUGUGCGCUGCUGUUCUGCCUGCUGGCCGUGCUGCUGCUCAUGCUGCCCAUCGCCUACCUGCUGGUCGGGAACCUGAGAGCGCCCAGAUCCUGCGGACAGGUCACAGAGGAGAGGGGCUCUAUCUUCCUGAAGCAACGAGCACUGGCUGCUGUUACAGACACACUUUCCAGUGCAGAGAAGCCACGAGCUCACCUGACAG